GACAAACUAAGAGUCAGAUCAGCAGAAACAGAGAACACGGACAUGUCUGCUGUAACUGCAACGCUCUGCUCCACUUUGAUCUUUGUCCUGUUCGUCUCUGCAGACCAGAAAACCAUCACAGUCGCAUCUGGACAGGACGUUAUUCUGCCAUGUCGAGUUCCAAAUAAAAAUACAAACAAAUUUGUACAGUGGAGCAGAGCUGACCUGGAGCCGGAAUAUUUCCUUGUUUAUCGGGAUGGGCAGUUUCCAGAUAACCAGCAUCCAUCUUUUAAGAACCGGGUGGAUCUGCAGGACAGACAGAUGAAGGAUGGAGACGUGUCUUUGAUUUUGAAGCAUGUGAGCAGCGCUGAUACUGGAUCAUAUGUGUGUCGUGCUUUCAUGGAAGAAACACGUUCAUGGAAACCAAUCAGCAUCAUCAACCUGAAUGUUCCUCCAGACAUGAAAACCAUCACAGCUGUGCCUGGACAGGACGUCACGCUGACAUGUCAAACUCCAAAUAACAACAACAUCAAAUAUGUACAUUGGAGCAGAGCUGACCUGGAGCCAGAAUAUUUCCUUGUUUACAGGAAUGGGCAGUUUUUUCCAGCCAACCAGCAUCCAUCUUUUAAGAACCGGGUGGAUCUGCAGGACAGACAGAUGAAGGAUGGAGACGCGUCUUUGAUUCUGAAGGAUGUGAACAGUGCUGAUAAUGGAACAUAUGUGUGUCAUAUUUUCAUGGAAGAAACACGCUCAUGGAAGCUCAGCAUCAUCAACCUGAGUGUUCCUUCAGAUGAGCAACACUUCAUCACAGCUAAAUCUGGACAAAUCGUCAUCCUGCCAUGUCUAACUCCAAAGAAAAACAUCAAAUUUGUUCACUGGAGCAGAGCUGACCUGGAGCCAGAAUAUCUUGUUUUGUACAAGGAUGGGAAGUUUCUUCCAGAUAACCAGCAGCCAUCUUUUAAGAACCGGGUGGAUCUGCAGGAGAGACAGAUGAAAGAUGGAGACGUGUCUUUAAUUCUGAACAAUGUGAACACUGCUGACAAGGGAACGUACCAGUGUCAUGUUUUCACAGAAGGAGCACGGACAUGGAAAACCAUCAGCAUCAUUAACCUGAAUGUUCCUCCAGACCAGAAAGUCAUUGCAACUAAGUCUGGCCAGAAUGUCAUUCUGCCAUGUCAAAACCCAACCAACAAGAUCAAAGCUGUACGUUGGAGCAGAGUUGACCUGGAGCCAGAAUAUCUAAUUUUUUACCGUGCUGAGCAGUUUCUUCCAAAUAACCAGAAUGAGUCUUCUAAGUAUCUGGUGGCUCUUCAUGAAAGGCAGAUUAAAGAUGGAGAUUUGUCUUUGAUUCUGAACAAUGUGAACACUGCUGAUAAUGGAACAUACGUGUGUCGUGUCUUCACGGAAGAAACACGCUCAUGGAAAUCCAUCAGCGUUAUCGACCUGAAUGUUCCCCCAGAUCAGAAAAACAUCACAGCUGAGUCUAGAAAGAGUGUUAUUCUGCCAUGUGGAGCUCCAAACAACAAAAAGAUCAAAUUCAUACAUUGGAGCAGAGCUGACCUGGAGCCGGAAUAUCUACUUGUUUACCGUAAUGGGCAGUAUCUUCUAGAUAACCAACAUCCAUCUUUUAAGAACCGGGUGGAUCUGCAAGAUAUACAGAUGAAGGAUGGAGAUGUGUCUUUGAUUCUGAAAAACGUGAAUACUGCUGAUGAUGGAACCUACCAAUGCCGUGUCUUCAUGGAAGAAACACGCUCAUGGAAGCUCAGCAUCAUCAACCUGAAUAUUUCUCUAAGUGAGUUAUUGUCUCUAAAUCAUCUGUAA
Molecule: messenger RNA, 1800 nt
Organism: Maylandia zebra (zebra mbuna)
Lineage: Eukaryota; Metazoa; Chordata; Actinopteri; Cichliformes; Cichlidae
Source: RefSeq, a predicted model, not a curated record